GGGCGCCAUGUUGGCCGAGCGACUAGGGAGGAGGUGGCGUCGGUGGUGAUCGUUGCGAGUCGUUUUCUCCCUCUUCCUCCUCCCUUUCCUUUCCCCUCACCCGCCGGCUCACCCUCUUUCCUUCCUUCCCUUCCCCCUCCUCCAACCUCGGCCUCCCGGUGGCUUCGACGGGACGGGGUGAGGGAGGAGGCGCCGCCGCCGCUCCCGCUCCCUGCGCCGGCUGGCGGCGCACCAUGAGUGUUGGCGGGGGGCGGGUGUGCGACCUGUCCCGCAGGAACCCCCAGGAGGACUUCGAGCUCAUCCAGCGCAUCGGCAGCGGCACCUACGGCGAUGUCUAUAAGGCUCGGAAUGUUAACACAAGUGAACUGGCAGCGAUUAAAGUAAUCAAGUUAGAGCCAGGUGAAGAUUUUGCUGUUGUGCAGCAAGAAAUCAUAAUGAUGAAAGACUGUAAACACCCGAACAUUGUUGCUUAUUUUGGCAGCUAUCUCAGACGUGAUAAACUGUGGAUUUGCAUGGAAUUCUGUGGAGGAGGUUCACUGCAGGACAUUUACCCUGUGACUGGACCUCUCUCAGAACUGCAGAUUGCCUAUGUUUGCAGGGAAACACUACAGGGAUUAUUUUAUCUUCAUAGCAAAGGAAAAAUGCACAGAGACAUAAAGGGAGCAAAUAUUCUUUUAACUGAUAAUGGCCAUGUGAAAUUAGCUGAUUUUGGAGUAGCAGCACAGAUAACAGCGACCAUUGCCAAAAGGAAAUCUUUCAUUGGAACACCGUAUUGGAUGGCCCCUGAGGUUGCUGCAGUAGAAAGGAAGGGUGGAUAUAAUCAACUUUGUGACCUUUGGGCUGUUGGGAUAACUGCUAUAGAACUGGCAGAACUCCAGCCCCCAAUGUUUGACUUGCAUCCAAUGAGAGCACUCUUUUUAAUGACAAAAAGCAACUUCCAGCCUCCCAAGCUAAAGGACAAAAUGAAAUGGUCAAAUAGCUUCCAUCAUUUUGUGAAAAUGGCACUUACCAAGAAUCCUAAGAAAAGGCCUACAGCUGAAAAACUGUUACAGCACCCUUUUGUUACUCAGCCUUUAAACCGGGCCCUUGCAAUUGAGCUGCUGGAUAAAGUGAAUAAUCCUGACCAUUCCACCUACCACGAUUUUGAUGAUGAUGAUCCUGAGCCUCUUCUUGUGCCUCAUAGAAUUCACUCAACAAGCAGGAAUGUCAGAGAAGAAAAAACACGCUCUGAAAUAAACUUUGGCCAAGUAAAAUUUGAUCCACCUUUAAGGAAGGAGACAGAGCCUCAUCAUGAGUUUCCCGACAGUAACGAUUUUUUGGACAGUUCAGAAGAAAUAUACUACACUGCAAGAUCUAAUCUGGAUUUCCAACUGGAAUAUGGUCAGAGUCCCCAAGGCAGUUACUUCUUGGGGGCAAAUAAGAGCCUUCUAAAAUCAGUUGAAGAAGAACUGCAUCAGCGGGGACAUGUGGCACAUCUAGAAGAUGAGGAAGAGGUGGACAGCGAUGAUUCUAAACAUUCCACUAUGAAACCAAAAGUGCCACCACCUUUACCGCCAAAGCCUAAAUCAAUCUGCAUACCACAGGAGACACAUUCUUCAGAGGAUGAUAAUCAAGGAACCAUAAAAAGAUGUCCGAUUUCAGAGAGCCCUGCAAAAUCACACACUCAGGUCCCGCCUAGACCACCACCUCCUAGGUUACCGCCGCAGAAAUCUUUAGGUAAUGGACUGAAUUCUGUGCAACUAAAUGGUGACAGAGAGGGAUCUCCCCAUCAAGAGCCAAAUGAAAAUAGACACACUAAUCUCUCUAAGAAAGAAAAGAAGGAAAUACUGAAGCCAAUUAGCAAUGGUCUUCCUCCUACACCAAAAGUGCAUAUGGGUGCUUGCUUCUCAAAGGUUUUCAAUGGAUGCCCUCUAAAAAUUCAUUGUGCAACUUCAUGGAUAAGUCCUGAUACGAGAGAUCAGUAUUUGAUAUUUGGGGCGGAGGAAGGUAUUUACACCUUGAACCUAAAUGAGCUCCAUGAAACAUCAAUGGAACAGCUAUUUCCCCGACGAUGUACAUGGCUGUAUGUAAUGAACAACUGCUUGCUGUCAAUAUCUGGCAAAGCAUCUCAGCUAUAUUCCCAUAAUUUACCAGGACUGUUUGACUACGCACGACAAAUGCAGAAGUUACCUGUGGCUAUACCUGCACACAAACUUCCUGACAGAAUACUUCCCAGGAAGUUUGCAGUGUCUUCAAAGAUCCCUGACACAAAAUGGUGUCAGAAGUGUUGUGUAGUAAGGAAUCCUUACACAGGACACAAAUAUCUUUGUGGAGCCCUACAGUCUAGCAUUGUUCUAUUAGAGUGGGUCGAACCAAUGCAGAAAUUCAUGUUAAUCAAGCACAUAGAUUUUCCUGUACCUUGUCCAUUGAGGUUGUUUGAAAUGCUGGUAGUGCCUGAGCAGGAAUUCCCUUUGGUUUGUGUUGGUGUAACUAAAGGGAGAGACUUCAACCAGGUGGUGAAAUUUGAAACUGUCAACCCAAAUUCUACCUCUUCGUGGUUCACAGAGACAGAUACUACACAGACGAAUGUUGUGCAUGUAACACAGCUGGAGAGAGAUACCAUUUUAGUCUGCUUGGACUGCUGCAUAAAGAUAGUAAAUUUACAAGGUAGAUUGAAAUCUAGCCGAAAGCUGUCCUCAGAACUUACAUUUGAUUUCCACAUUGAAUCAAUAGUUUGUUUACAAGACAGUGUUUUGGCUUUCUGGAAGCAUGGAAUGCAAGGCAGAAGUUUCCGAUCAAAUGAGAUCACACAGGAAAUUUCUGACAAUACAAGAAUAUUCCGACUCCUUGGAUCUGACAGAGUUGUGGUACUGGAGAGUAGGCCAACAGACGACCCUACUGCCAACAGCAACUUGUACAUCUUAGCAGGCCAUGAAAACAGUUACUGAGAGGCAACACGCAGUGUCAGUGGAAUCAUGAAACAGAACACUACUGCUGUGACACUUACAAAUAGCAGAGAUUGCACAAAAUGGCAGAACCAUGAUUUCAAUUAUGUUGUAAUUUAUUGUGGUGUAUGAGAGAAUGAAUGAGAGCAAGAACACUUGCCUGAAUGACAGGGACACGGUGAGCACAUUUAUACCACUAAAGUGCUUGAUUCACCAUUAUGUAAUCUUUGUACAUAUAUGCAUUAUUCUUCAGUGAAAUGUACUGCUGGAGAUUUUGAUUUUAUGUAGAUAGUGGUCAAAAUGUCUUACCUGUACAGAUGUGUAAAGAUUGCUAAAGACAUAGAACUGCGUUUGGGGUACUAUUUUAAGGACUCUUAAAAAAUGGAUGCUAGCGAUAAAAACAGUGCAUUUAAAAUAACACUAUCGUAUUUUAUUAUGUAAUUUACUAAUACAAAUAAAUCUUUACCUUUUAGACAUUGUAACCAAGGCUGUAAUCCUAUUACAAUCUUGUUUUUAAUUUUUGUUGCAAGUACACUGGUGUUUUGGUUGCACAAAGUAUUAAUAUGGAUGUAUUUAGUCACAAAAGUAAGCUGUGACUUUGUGGAUAUGAUUUGGGUGUUUUAGUUUAUUUGGGUAGUUUUCUUUGUGAAACCAGCCAAUUGAACACCUGUAUUUUUAUAUUUAAGGAAAAUUCUCUAAUUAUUUUCUGUGCUUGGAAGAAAGUUAAUAUUUUGGAAUGGGAAUAAAUCCCAAAUAGUGGUACCAUGUCAUAAUUAUAAAUGUAUUCAAUGAUAAAAUAAGGGUUAAUAUGAAUCAGUGCCACCCAUAUCAUGCAGAAAUUGCAGCGUUCAGUGAACACUGCUGAAAUAUGUGGGGCUAACCACAUCCAAAGGGAUGCUGCACACAGCAUUCUGUGCAGUGCUUUAUGGAUAUUGUUUAGCGCUCAUAUUAAAGUGAAGACACACAUUUUCCCUUUAUUUAAGAAGUGAACCUCAGACUUGGCAGGACAGGAGCAGCAUGCGUAACAGAUGGCUACUGUGUCCAUUUGGACUUAAAAGAUCUCCUCUGCCAAUUCUCUCAUAGGAUAAUUGAGUUUUAUGGGAUUCCAUAUGAAUUUCCAUGUGUAGAAAAGCAGAGUGGUAGAUCUGCAUUUGUUUUUCUUGUAUGGUGGGAUCUUGUCAACUGGAUAGUUUUUAAGUUAUGCUCCCAGGAACCCUGAAAUUCCUUGGUGGCUUAGCAGGGGGCUUCUCAGUGAGAAGACCAGUAACAGAGGAAGGCAUUUCUGAGAGACAGUAUGCUUACCCUUACUGGUUUUUUCCCCUGCCAUGAACAGUUAUGGGGGAGUAGAAAAUGUAGGGUGGAUUCUUAAUGGUGAGUGUCAAUAAAAACCAACAUAUGUAGCCAGCAGCCCAUGUGAACACAGUGUGUACACUGUACAGUUCCUAAGAAUCUUCUGCAGUAUGCUAGUGUGCUGAUUUCUCUGAAGGCCUGAAGCUUAAACCCACCACCUUACAGAACAGCUGUUCUUUGUAUUUAAAAGGUGUUGAUUAGGAUCAUUGUCUUAAUUAGGGCUGUUCAGAAGUUUGCUUUUUAAUGUUUGGCCUUACUACAGUCUUUCACAUUUUCCUCUUAAUUUCUUAACACCUGGCCAAAAUGAUUUAGUUACUACCUCACAUAAAACAAUUUCAAUGCUUAUUAUACAUCACAGGAAUGUUUACUUUUGAGCAAAACUGUUUUUGAUUAUUUUCCAGUGCAUUAGUGUGGCUGCCAAGUUUUAGGGGGAAAGUGCACAUAUUGGCUUUUUUUGUAUAUGUUCUUUAUACUGUGAUAUAAACUAAGAAAAAAACUACAUUAAAAGUGAUUUAUGAUCCGUAUUGAUGUUGGUAAUGCUUUUGAAAAUUUCCUAAUGUAUAUAAUGUAAAAUAAACUUUUUUUAACAUG
This is a messenger RNA of Pogona vitticeps (central bearded dragon), 4865 nucleotides long. RefSeq names its product mitogen-activated protein kinase kinase kinase kinase 3 (gene MAP4K3). Gene Ontology annotation, molecular function: ATP binding; MAP kinase kinase kinase kinase activity. Gene Ontology annotation, biological process: intracellular signal transduction; protein phosphorylation. Lineage: Eukaryota; Metazoa; Chordata; Lepidosauria; Squamata; Agamidae. Gene Ontology annotation, cellular component: cytoplasm. The record is from RefSeq and is a predicted model, not a curated record.